AUGGAUGCGCAGUUGGGUACCUCGCCACCCCCGAUGGCGUCCAAUAACUGCCGUCCGUCCGUCCGUCAAGCUAUUUCUGUUCUGGUCUCGUCUCGUCUCCCUCGCCAUAACGUCGUCAUGGUUGUCACCUCGUCCCUGACGACGAGGAGAGUCAAAUUGGGAGGGAGGGAGGGCGAGAGUAGUUCUUCUUCUGCUGGUGUCUGUUUUGGACGAUCUCAGUCGCCAAUCAGAGGCGGGGGUGGAAUGCUGGUGCAGCACAAUGAGAAUCAUUUGCGGAUAAGUCGGAUCUUCGGCCAACAUGAAGCGCUCGAACAGUGCAGCGAAGGAGAUCACGUAAGAAAUGGAUUUUACUGCAGGGCGCAGGGAUACACACAUUUAUUCCUCGGGACGGAUGGCACGAGGUGACCCGAGGAGGGGCAGACCGUGGAGUCAAAGACCUUGCUGCACACUCAACCCUAUAAAUGCACGCCCCCGCUUUUCCUUAUCUGUUUCCCAUAGAUGUGGGGAGGAAGGAACUUGAAUUAGGGCGAGUGAAAAGUGGGGCAUCGCCCGGGGGCUUGCUUUCAUCGAGGGGUAAUUUGCACUUCUCAGACGUGCAUGUGGGUCGAGUCAUGGAACAUGUGCUGCACAUUUCGGUCCAAAUAAAUGACGGGGGUGGGGGCAGCGGAACUCUGGAGUCCGGUAACCAGACCUGAAAACGUAGGAGUCAGGCAGGAGGACGAAAGUCAUUGAGCAAGGUUAAUGGGGGUUGUAGGUGGAUGCACAACCAGAUCGUCGAGAGGCUGGCUAGUGGAAUCACAUGGCCACGGCAUGGACCAACGUGACAGAGAUGUCAUGACCGAACAGUGGAUGCCUACGCACUCCGAUCCGCUUUAUCAACAAGCGAGUCAUAUUUUAUCGCGAGAUAUUCCAACGUUGUUUGCACGAUGCAGACAGCGGGAAAAUGACAUGUCCUCCUCUUAUCUCCAAAUCCGCCCCCUUAUUUUAUUGAAGAGAAACCCAGAUUAAACCGCCAGCACCCCCCGUCGGUUUGGUUUGCACGACCGAUGCACAAAAGUUCAGCUCUUUCGGUUCCUCGACACGGCCAGCAACACGUCCAGACCACCUGCUUGCCUGCGAGGCUGCUGCUGCCGCUGCCUGCAGUCGGCAGGGCUCCCCAACUGUAAUUGCUGGCAAGGCGUACGACCGCGGCAAUCUGCACUUGCCUUAUCUCGUGAUCUCAACAAGCCAAGCCCCUCGCCUCGCCUCGUUCUGGAUAAACCAGCACCCGCAAUCCGGGAAGAAUCAGGAAAAUCAAAUCUUCGAAGCCGGCCUAUCGGUCCCCGGCCGCGAGUCUCCGGCCCUAAGCGCGGUUUGGUUUGGACACUUGACAGAGAGACGAGGCGGCCUAUCUUGAGAGGGGAGGGGAGGCGAGGGGAGGGCCGCUUUUGGCCGAGACCGACUCUGACGACCGCGUAGCGGGACGGGGCCCGAGGGUCGGCAGGAAUUGUCCAUUGGUUCCUACAUUGUGGGAUGUAGACCUGCCUGAGCCGCGAUGGAGAUCGAGGGCGGGCUCGAGCCCAACCGCAAGUGCGCGAGGGGCGCUUUCUGACAUGGAGUGUCCCUACCGUUACAUGUUGUGUAAGCGCAGGAAUUCCUUCAUAUAGCUCUUUAAAGGCUCUUACAAUUAGCCCAGAUUAGCAUCAUCUGCCACAUGACAGUGACGAGUGACGGCACCUUUAUUGGGAAGUUUGGCGCAGAACGUAACGUAAGUUGAGGUGAACCGUGAAGCCCGAUCCACGACUCGCCGACGACAAAAGGGCAGGACAGUAACCCGGCUUUUCCCUGAAAGGAUCGAGGGCAAAGCGACACGGCAGAUCCAUUCUGCAUGUCUGAAUGCGUCGACUGCCUUUGCAAGAAGCUGCUCGAGCUGUGCAGUACUUACUUCCUUCCUGGAUUCCUGCGCACAUACAUACAUACCUUCUCUCGCAGCCUUCACCCGUUCCUGCGUACCAGCCUGCGAAGGUCGUUCCUUCGUUCGUUAUCUUCUUCGGAAAGGUUGUAGCGAAAAGCGGUGCAUGAAUGGGCGGGGACGGAUGAAUGCACGAAGGACGGAAGGACCCGAUGACUGUUCUGCUGGGUUGCAGCAAACCGACCACAUGAAUGAAUGAGAGGAGUUAGAUCCAUAAGAUCCCCGUUCUGACUCAAACGUCGAGAAAAAGCAUAGAAAAUUAGCCAAAAGGUGAAGUGCCAGUUGCUGCUCCUGUACUUUGAAGAGGUUAGCGAUCAGCAGGCCUGUGGCAUAUGGGACUGUUUUCUUGGAAGAUGGUCAAAGGCAGUGCAGAGAAAUCAAAGCAUGUGUGUCUGUGACUGGUGCGAACACCCUUACGAGCCAGCCAGCCUGUGGUAGCAUGUACGUACAGCCAUUACAGCUACACCCCAUCAGUCCGUUCGACCAUCUAAUUCCCCCUGAACUG
Marchantia polymorpha subsp. ruderalis is the source of this 2456-nucleotide messenger RNA. Lineage: Eukaryota; Viridiplantae; Streptophyta; Marchantiopsida; Marchantiales; Marchantiaceae. The record is from the annotation of a GenBank genome assembly.